Dentiscutata erythropus is the source of this 1499-nucleotide messenger RNA. NCBI's taxonomy places the organism in Eukaryota, Fungi, Glomeromycota, Glomeromycetes, Diversisporales, Gigasporaceae. The record is from the annotation of a GenBank genome assembly.
AUGACCAAUUGCAAAGAAUAUCUAUCAAUGAACAAGAUGUUCAAGUAGUUAGAAGAACUUUAAUUAAUGAUCAAAAUGACCAAGUUCGUGGAACUUUAAUUAAUGAUCAAAAUGACGAAGUGCGAAGAACUCCAAUUAAUAAUCAAAAUGAUCAAAAUGACCAAAUGCUGAGAACUUCGUUUAAUGAUCAAAAUGACCAAGUGCGAAGAACUUCGAUUAAUAAUCAAAAUAACCAAGUGCGAAGAACUUCAAAUGAUCAAAGUGACCAAGUGCGAAGAACUUCAAAUGAUCAAAAUGACCAAGUGCGAAGAACUUCGAUUAAUGAUCAAAGUGACCAAGUGCGAAGAACUUCAAAUGAUCAAAGUGACCAAGUGCGAAGAACUUCAAAUAAUCAAAUGCGAAGAACUUCGAUUAAUGAUCAAAGUGAUCAAAAUGACCAAAUGCGAAGAACUUCGAUUAAUGAUCAAAAUAACCAAAUGCGAAGAACUUCGAUUAAUGAUCAAAAUGACCAGAUGCGAAGAACUUCGAUUAAUGAUCAAAAUGACCAAGUGCGAAGAAAUGUUCAAGAUGGCCAAGUGCGAAGAAUUUCAACUAAUGAUAAAAAUGACAAAGUGCGAAGAACUGUGCAACCAAUGAAUGAUCAAGAAGAUAACCAAAUGCAAAUAAUAGUGGAAAUAGAUGAUGAUGAGGCAUCGGACAUGAAUUAUGCAAAUAAUUUAGUAAAUGAUUCUGGUUUCCUUGAAGAGUUAUCGCCCUCAAAUACUAGAGUUGAAGGUUUGGCAUCAACAACAAUUUCAUAUACAGCAAUAGAAAUGCCGAUGAUCACAACUAAACAUAAUCAAAACAACUUAAAGAAACAUAAUUUAUCUCAAUAUACUUCUUUGACGCUUCGCGAUGCAUCUAACGAAUUAGAAAUCGCUCUAUGGGUGGCUCAUCACCCCAAAGUCCUAAGUUUAGCCAUUAGUAUCCGUGAAGCAAUGUCAAAUGAAGUAUCAGACAAUGGUAAUAACAAUGAAAUGUCCUCAAAUAUUACCUACUCAUAUAAUUCUAUACAAAAUCCUCCAGAAAUCAAUCAGGGUGAUCAUCGUAUGGCAGCAUUGGUAAAGGAUGUGGAUGGCUGGUAUAAUUCGUAUCGCUAUAAAUUGCAUGUUGCUAUUUUGCAACUUGCAGAAGAAUUCUCUGAAACACAUGAAUGGGAUGGGGAAGAACCGUCCAUGAUUGAAAUUGAAUUAUUUGUUAGCGAAAAUGUAUGGCGACAAGUACUCCAUUUUUAUUUGAAAGCUACGGACUUGCCAACUUUGAAUAAAGAUACUGAAAUACUUACGAAACUCAGUACUUUUGUACGUAAAACUGUUAAUGAUGUUCUUAAGGCCCAAAAGAAGGAUGAAGAUACACAACAUUUGAUCAAAAAGUAUGAUGAGUAUACUCUUGAUUUAAAAAUACCAACAAAGCUUGGUAUAGCAAAAUUUUUGCCAGUUAGAGAUCUUUUAGAUUGUUAA